Molecule: messenger RNA, 591 nt
Organism: Suillus plorans
Lineage: Eukaryota; Fungi; Basidiomycota; Agaricomycetes; Boletales; Suillaceae
Exons: 1
Coding region: 1-591 (196 amino acids)
Source: RefSeq, a predicted model, not a curated record
AUGUCCCACGCCCCCGACGAAUCCCAGCUUCUCUACUUCUCGGCGUACGGCCGGGACGUACUAGUUGGCAACCCCGAAAACGAGGACGAUACUCACCUUGUGACGCGCGAGCAGUUCAGGCUCUUCGUCGCCUACUCUCACGCUCUACGCAACAAACCCCCCCACGCUCGACCCCCUAGCCCCCUGGGCUAUGAGUUCUUCGCCCACGCUUUCAAUAGCGAGGGGUUGCAGUCCACGGCAUCGUACCUUGAUGAGUCCGGCGCGGUGGUGAGCAUCGGGUCUGCCCUAGAGGCCACGGACGUCAUCAGCGACGAAGAAGAUAGUGAGAUCACCGUGUCCACCUCCCGUAUGGAGCAGAUGGAGAAGAUGGUGUGGCACACUGCGAUCAGCGCCACCCAUCAACGAGAGAAGAUAGAGCAGAGACGCGCCGGUCAGAGGAAGGAGCGCAACUUCGGGCGUAAGCAGACGCAGAAGCUCAAUAAAAGGGGGCUGGGGAGGGUUCGAAAACAAGCCGACCUGCCCACUACAUACCCGGUGACGGGUUCCUCCUCCGUGGCGCCCCCCGAGGAGGCUAUGGCCGAGAUGGACUGA